UGACUGCUAUGGCUAAGACUUCCAGUACUAUGUUGAAUGCGAAUGGUGAAAAUGGACAUCCCUGUCUUGUUCCUGAUCUUAAGGGAAACAUUUUUAGUUUUUGCCCAGUACUGAUUAGGAUGAAUGGGAUUUGGAGAAAUUCUAUUUCCUGUCUAAGGAUAAGAAAGGUGCCUCGCAGAUACCAAACUGGUUAUCACCCAGCGGUCCCUCUGGGAUCAAGGAUUUUAACCGACCCAGCUAAAGUUUUUGAGCACAACAUGUGGGAUCAUAUGCAAUGGUCAAAAGAAGAAGCAGCAGCAGCCAGAAAAAAAGUAGAGGAAAACUCAGCGGUGCGAGUCCUUCUAGAAGAGCAAGUUAAGUAUGAGAGUGAAGCUAAUAAAUAUUGGGACACAUUUUACAAGAUUCAUAAGAAUAAGUUUUUCAAGGAUCGAAAUUGGCUAUUGAGGGAAUUUCCUGAAAUUCUUCCAGUUAAUCAAAAAACUGAAGAGAAAGCAAAAGAACUAUCAUGGGAUCAUGUAAAAACUAAUGCUGCAAAUUGUUUCUCAAGAAAGCACUGUCCUACUCUGCCUGAAGAAAAAAAUUCUAAGAAAAGUUCUGGCUUGUCACAUGGUCAAAACAAGGCCGAAUCUGAUUUUUCCCACCUAGACUCUGAAGAACACAGAAAAGGACCCCUGGAGACUGAGCUCUUUCCUGGUAGCAAAGCCUCAUUCAGAAUCCUAGAGGUUGGCUGUGGUGCUGGAAAUAGCGUUUUUCCAAUUCUGAACAUUUUGCAGAAUACUCCAGAGUCAUUUCUUUAUUGUUGUGAUUUUGCUUCUGGAGCUGUGGAGCUAGUAAAGUCGCACCCAUCCUACAGAGCAGCCCAGUGCUGUGCCUUCGUGCACGAUGUUUGUGAUGAAGGCGGACCCUACCCUUUCCCCGAUGGGGUCCUGGAUGUCGUCCUCCUGGUCUUUGUGCUCUCUUCCAUUCAUCCUGACAGGAUGCAAGGUGUUGUAAACCGAUUGUCCAAGUUACUAAAACCUGGUGGAAUGCUGUUAUUUCGGGACUAUGGAAGAUAUGAUAAGACUCAGCUUCGUUUUAAAAAGGGGCAUUGUUUAUCUGAAAAUUUUUAUGUUCGAGGAGAUGGUACCAGAGCCUAUUUCUUUACAAAAGGGGAAGUCCACAGUAUGUUCUGCCAGGCUGGGCUAGAUGAGAAGCAAAAUCUGGUUGAUCACCGCUUACAAGUAAAUAGGAAAAAACAAGUGAAAAUGCACCGAGUGUGGGUUCAAGGCAAAUUCCAGAAACCGUCACACUUGACUCAAAAAAGCUCCAAAUUGAUAUUUUCACUCCUUUCUCAUAGCUGAACUAUGUACCAUGUUAAGGUACAAACCAGAGGACGACCCGAUUCAAAGACUUCUGAAAAGUUUUCAUUUUUGAAAAGACAAUCAGAAGAAGAAAAUUUAUAUAUUCUCUGUUUAUCAUGGAUGAACUCUUUUGUGUAUUCCAAACACAUGUAAGUGACUUGGAAGAGUACACCAUACUCUGUGUUUUCAAAACUUAAUACGAUCGUGUUUGGUUGGGUUUAUGGUGUCUAACCAUUUUGUUUACUGAUUGAAUUUUGUAAGCAUUCAAUUAAAUUAGUGUUGUAAGUCAAAUGAUUCUGAGAAACCAUAACCUUUUACUUUUUAGGAGUGGAAAAAAUCGCCUACUCUAUAUAUUAGUCAAACAACACAAUUUCACUCCCCUUCAUUGUUACCUGGUAACAGAGAGACAGCUCACCUUGCUUCCAGGGAAAAUCACAAACCCAAGACAAAGGUGUAUUUUUUUUUUGUUUUAUUGUGUUUUCCCCAAAACUUUUUUUUAAAAUCAGGGACUAAUGUCUGAAAUAGAAUUUUAGUUUCUCUUUCUUUCUCUAAAAUUGGGGAAGUAUGACCAAGGCUAACAUUAUUUUCAGAUUAUUAGGUGUACAAGUCUUUGUAAAUUCACUUUAACACAACUGUUAUACCCAAGAAAAAUAUUCAAUUGUAGCAAUUAAUUUAUUUACCACCUUGCCUCAGAAAGGAUAUAAAUUGGAUUGCAUGUUGCACAUCAUUAGAAUGGAGUUUCUAAAAUUGGUCUUUCAUUUGUUACUAAGUACUUACAUUGUGCUGAGUCUUGUGGAAUAAUACAAUGAGUACAGAUCCAGCCCUAUCUUCAGAGAGCAUAAUAUAAAAAGAAUCUAGUUGGCAAAGCAAGAUGUACACAUCCCAAGCCUCUAAAUCAAGAUUUAAUAUAAUGUAUGAACAAGUACUCAGAUGGGGAGCUUAACAGCUAGUGGACAUUGAUUAUGAGUGACAAAGAUCUGGAAUAAAUGGACACUCUCUUAAAUAAUUCAGGUCCCACUGUUUUUCUUUUGAAUUUACUUAAAAUUCAACUUCCUGGAAGAAUGUGAUUGAUCCAACUUAGGUCAUGGAUUCUCUCUUAAUAGGCCCGGGCAGAGCAGCUAAAUUGAUGGUACCAACCACA
This is a messenger RNA of Pteronotus mesoamericanus, 2481 nucleotides long. It is a transcript of the gene METTL8, whose product is annotated as methyltransferase 8, tRNA N3-cytidine. Gene Ontology annotation, molecular function: tRNA (cytidine-N3)-methyltransferase activity. The coding region runs from base 9 to 1340 and encodes 443 amino acids. The record is from RefSeq and is a predicted model, not a curated record. The transcript is spliced from 10 exons. NCBI's taxonomy places the organism in Eukaryota, Metazoa, Chordata, Mammalia, Chiroptera, Mormoopidae.